Molecule: messenger RNA, 13889 nt
Organism: Amoebophrya sp. A25
Lineage: Eukaryota; Dinophyceae; Syndiniales; Amoebophryaceae
Source: the annotation of a GenBank genome assembly
AUGAUCAAGAAAGAGUGGAAUCCUCGAGCAUUCAGAUAUGGACAUAUUCAUAUUGGUGGAUACUCAUAUGGUGGAACUGGAGGAUAUUCAUAUGGUGGAACUGGAAGAAGCUUCGUUGAACUUGAAGCAGGUGCGGCUGGAACUGGAGCUGUUCUUGGAGCAGCAACUACAGUUAUGUUGGGUGUAGGGAAUUCAUCUGGAAGAGAAAAGUCAUCUGGAAGAAGAGAGAAGUAGAAGACCACGACAAGAGGAAAAUGGCACCCAGAUGAUGAGCGCCGAGAUGGAUUUCCUAUGUAUACUUGUUCUAAUACAGGUCGUGGCGAUGCUAUUCUUGGAGCAGAUGGAGCUGUUCUUGGAGCAGAUGGAGCUGUUCUUGGAGCAGAUGUUGGAGGAAGAGGAGGUGACAUCGAUGCUGAAGUCGAGGACUCGUCAGACGAAGAGUUUGUCUUUGAGACCUUCUCCACAGUGUACCACUCCGACGAAGAUGACAAUGAAGUUCGUAUUGAAUAUUCUUCUUUCAAGCCUAUUCCAGUUGCAUGGACCUUUGCACCCCCUCCGUCACUAGUACAACAUGGAAGACAAAAAUUACAACAGCCUCUGCCUCUGGUGCCCGCACCAACAAAUACAAACCAUGAACUACCCCAUCAUCUCGUUCCGCUAUCGCUAUCAUUGCAAAUACCCUCCGACGGACUAAGUGCUGUUUUGGCUAUUCAACGAGCAGACGACAACAAGAUCAGGGCUUCAGAUGAAGUGAAGACGCUUCCUAGCGACAGCACUAUCAUGCGUACCAGGUCGCCUGAGCACGUACGAUGGCAAAAGCGGAAAAAGGAUGCAGAGGACACACUGUUGGCGCAAAUCUUUGAUCGCCAUAGUGACGCGCCAGAAGUUCUUAACCGUGAGCUCCAUUUUUUUGGUGGUGCUGUUUUCGGUGCUGCAGCACGUUUAGGUGAAGCUGAAGACGAACUUGAGGAGGCGGACCCGGAGCAAGAUGAGCAACAGGCUGCUGCGUCCAUUCAUCCUGAUGAGACUGCGCCACCAAGAAUCCUUGAAGAGGCGAAGAGGCGAGACAAAGAGAUGCAGGAAAAAGGAGGAGCAUUCAGAGAGAGCUACACUUUCAAGUUUUCGAUCGUACCAGGUCGUGGAGGGGAUGAAGAUGGAGAGGAGCACCUCUACAAGGACGAUGCCAGUCCUCGUGUUGAUUACGUCCACAACAUGUACGAUGACGAUGAGUUUGCGGCCGUGCGGGAGCAUUACAAAUGGGCAUGGAAGGAGGUGGACCGAAUGAAGGCCAAACAGCAAACAGGUGCAAAUGUUGAGGCAGGAGACAAGUCUGGGUCCUUCGACGCUUUAGUUGGAGAUCGAGAAUCAGAUCCAUCUACUGGAGAAACUACGUUUUUACAAGCAGCUCUUAGUUCACGACCUGGUGGAGGUACUAGUCGAGGUGGAGGUAGUCGAGGUGGAGCUUCUUCUGGGAGAAGAUUUACUGCACUUAAGGGUCUCGACCUUGGUCCAUAUUAUCAAAGAAGCUCUAAUAAUGAUUUUCCUAGUUCCGAAUAAAAAGGCGUUGUGGAUCAUGCUCUAUACCUACUAAAAUUUGAAUAAUAUGAUCGCCUCCACCUAUACCUAUGAAUAUGAUGUAUUACAAUUUGAAUAAUAUGAUCGCCUCCACCUAUAGACCUAUUACAAUUUGAAUCAAUAUGAUCGUCAACGAUCAUUCAAGAUAAUCAUGUUAUUAAGUUCUUGUAGUCGUAGUGAUGAAGAUUAUGCUCCUUAUGAUGAUGAUCAUGAUGAUGAUGAUGAUGAUGAUCAUGAUGAUGUGCUUCAUCUAUACUUAUCCCUCUAACUUCUCAGCUUCAAGGACCAAAGCAGCUCCUCCUCCUACGCCAAAAAAAGAAUCGACGCCACCAAAAGAUGAGAAUGUUGAAGCAGCAAAGAAAUACAAAGGUCGGGUUCUUACUACGCGACACUUUCCCUUUCCACCCGCUAAAAAGGUAGAUGAACAUGAAGACACAGGAGUAGACAGGAGCAAACCGCAUGCACAAGAUGGAGAGCCUUCAAACAAGCAAAAGAAAGAGCUGCGUGACUCGUCCUCCGAUUAUCUUCUUUUUGACAAGAUUAAAAAUACAUGGAGCAGUGCCCAGCAGUUCUUCCAGCUGGACGAAGAGGCCCGCAGAACACAAAUCAGGGCUGACUGGAAGACGGGACUAAAAAUGCCACCACAUGAUUAAGGCGAUAAUUACUUCUUUUUAGAACAAGAUAUCACUGCUCUCAGUUGUAGAACGACGAUUAAUACAAGUUGUAGAACAACAUAUCACUGUACAAAACAACUGAACAUAUGUACUAUCACUACAAACAACAUGAACAAGAACAAGUUGUAGAACUAGAACAAGAUAACUUAGAGGACACUAGCACCAUCUUCGUUCCAACCUGAGGUUGGACAGCAACAUUCGACGUCUACUACUACUGUUAAUGCUUGUAGAUACUUUCUGUUAAUCUCAAUGACAAUCGUAAGAAAGCGAACGUUGUGGUAGCUCUAACAUGCAUGGUACGAGGUUGAAGUCACGGUAGAACCGUAUGUAGCAGUGCCAGAUGUUGCACAGGACGCAGCAGCAGAGGAAGAAGCAACUCCUGACGUUGUAGGGCAGCCACCUUCAAGACCCAGCAGGAGGAGACUCAUCAACAUUCGGAACCUCCUUUUUCCGUCAAGGAAAUCUUUAAGCAGCGCAAGCCCCAGGUCAGCAAGCAUAUGAUAAAAAGAUCCCGGCUGGUCACCGGGGUCCCAUAGGGACAACACUAACGCGCGAAACAUCGAAAGAUGACCUGCGCACUCCGAUCCCCUUAACGGGUCGGGGCAUGGAUGCCUUACGCUUACUGCCGCGACGGUACGGCCGAGCUGUCUGGUGCCGCGAACUGCGGCGCGAUACUUUCUCCCCUCCCUGGCUGGGAGGGUCUCCAAUGGAGCCAUACUUUGGCCGCUGCUGCGCAGGGACCUAUCGCUGGGUCCUGUCGACGUUGAGAGUGCCCCUGCUUCAUGGUCGACAGCGUCUGUCCACGUUUCCUGGUGCCUGCGGCGAUGCUUCCCUCUCUGUCUUGAGCCUUGUGUGAUCAUUAUUGCCACUGGGCAGGCUCUGCUCUCGUUUAUGUGUCUGUCCUUGAGUGACGAGAACCGCCAUUCUGUUCCGAGGGAGUUCGUCCACAGUGUUUGAGAGUACCAAAAAAGACGACCGAAAAAAGUGGGGUACAUUUUCGGUCGAUGUUUUUCGUUCCGGCCCUUGAGAUGAGAAGAUACCCACGUCUGUCGUGCUACGGUGAUGUGCCUUCUGGUGAGAGUUGCCUGCUCUGGAUGAUCGUCUGUUCUCCGAGAGAAGUAGCUGCUCCUGUUGAGGAGAAUCGUGUCUGUUCUGAGUGGGUCCGCGAGAACCUCUGCACGAGAGACUACGUGUGCCUCUGUCCUCUGAGCCUUUCUUCUGGUAGAGAUGACUCCUGGGGAGAGUCGCUGAAGCUGCGCCUUGAGAUUCUGCGGUGUGGCCGCCGUGGUUUGGAGUUCUGCUCGCAAGUGACACAUCUCCGCCCUACCUCGACAGAAUGCAUGCAUGGUUUUUCCUCCUCUGCCUCCUUUGAGUAGAGCCAUCACAUCACCUCGUUACACGUAGUCAUUUAGUACCUUUCUCCUCUUCUUUUCCUAGUAUUGUUCUUGGUCGCACCUGUUUCUCUGGUAUCAUAGAUCCCUCUCUUGGCUCGUCUCCCCGGAAAAACGCGAUGGAUCCGAAUACGUACCCGUCCAGCGGGCUGCACCAUGCAUGGGGUCCGCUACAAGGGGCUUCCACGGGGCAUCCGUGGUGGUCUCGUCCAAACAUGCCUCCGACCCUCGUGCCCCCGCUUCCGCACGGUUUCUCCACCCUCCCGCUACCGGUGCCGCCGAUCUUCCUGGUUCCUGGAGUUCCGCCACCACUUCCGCCUACCUUGGCUCCAGCAACCCCCGCUUCAACGGUUCCUCAUGCUCCCUUGGUGCGGGCGCCACCUAUGGAAAGCUGGAUGUCUCACAUGCAGGCGAGUCUCCCGGCAGCUCCGGCAGGACCUGCUCAGUCCGACACCAUCCGACCGACGAGACACCUAAGGGGGCUCCGCCUGUAUGAACAAGAUCGUCCUGCGCGUGACUCGCGAUCUCGGAGUCGUUGCCGAGGACGCAGAGGACGCUCUCUGAGGCCUGUUACACGUGCCUGCUCCCGGAGUGCUCCCCGACGGCGGUGUCGAGAUGAGGAGAGGCUACGACCGGGCACACCUGACCGUGGACCACGAGACGUAGAUCGGCCUCCGCGACGGCUACCCGGCAGGGAAAAGGCCCGCGUACGAUCCCGCAGCGAUUCCCGGCGGCGGCGUCGAGCGUCAAGCACUCCCUCUGAUCGCAGGGGGACGCGUCCUCGGGCCGACCCCUCCCCUGACCACCGCAGAGGUCAGCCUCGCUCACUGCACCGCGCUGGGGAGUUGGAUCCUGUCCCUGCUGACACCCGACGCGACGCGAACGACGAGACGACGAGUGCCUCCGAGACCAAACCGCGCCCUGCUCGGUCCGAGGUCUGGAAGUACCUCCGAGUGGAACAGCCUCAACACGCUGCGGCCGUUGCGAAACUCCUCCGUGCGAAGUUCGGGCUGGAGAAGAAAGCGGCGAAGAAGGUGCUGGGCUGCUCCUUAGGAAAAGCGUCUUCAUCUGUCAAGCCUCCGCGGGAGCAGCAACAGGAGGUCUUACCUACGGCGGGAGAGGCCCUCGCGCCUCCGCCGACUCGACGCUGGCCGAAAGGGAGCGGGAAAGGAGCCCCGAUCACUCCUAGGGGAAAGCGCCUGUACUUGGAUCGCCUCGCGCGUGAAGCUGAAACUGCCCCUCCCUCCUCCGAGCUCCAUGCCCGAGACUUGCCGAGCAGUAGUGCCACUGGGGCACCUCGUGACACUCGCGAGGGUGACUGUGGGGCACUCCCCGGAAGCAAGAUGACUCCGGUCACUGCCUCAGAAAAGGCCAGUAAGGAGGAGGUGCUCCAAGCGAUUCGUGAUCUACCGCCGUACCUCGACGUGAUGGAGAUCGGAUUCCGCCUCUACUCGAGGUUCAGGCUGCGGGAGCCGGCUCUGCAGAAGCUACUCGGGCACAGUCUCGCGACCCUCGCGCGCAAGCACAACCGGCCCGCACUCUCUGAAGGCGACGCGCAGUGGGUUCUUUCUGUCGUGGGAAAAGGCACUAGUCCCGCUGAAGGAGGGCAGUCACAGCUUGACUGGCUACAUACGCUUAACCGCAGAGGGAUUACCUCGGCCCUUGUGACCGAGUGCCUGGAUCGCCCCGACCGACUCUUCCGCCGGCUCAGUGAGGGGCGCCCUCUGGCGCUGCGCACCGGCCUGGAAUAUGGAUUCGAGGACGUCCUCACGCGCGAAGUGCGGGAUGCCCUACAGCCUGACCCCAGUGUCUCUCGUCCCUCGCCGGGGCCUCUUCCUGGGAUGCGCUCAACAGGUAGCACCUCGAUCAAGGGCGGUAUGGGUCCACCGUCUGGCCCUCCUCCUCGCCUAGCUGGAAAAGGUGUGCUGCCUGAAGCUGCGGCGCCUACUGAUGCUAGAUGCGCCAUGCGCAUCCCACGUGCGCCUUGCUCUCGCGAGAAGGGAGAGGGGACGCCUUCGCUCCUCACGUUGGACGGCGCCUCCUCCCAAUCGGUUGAAGUCCUGCCGGAUACACCGCCAUCCCAGUCCCAGUCGGCGGAAUUCGCCGGCGGCGACGCCACCCCCUGGGGUGAUGACGACUUACCCUGAGACGACACCGAAGAUGUCACGGCUUUGGGCCUUCGGGCUGUGACAUGGAACGUACGGGGCCUGCGAAACAAGACCAGCGAAGUCCUCCGCGCGCUGGUUCACUGGGACGCUGACAUCGCAGGCCUCACGGAGGUCCACCUUGAGGACGCCGAUCUGCCGCUGCUCGUACGGCAAUUCGGAAAAUAUGGAUAUGAGGUGCUUGCGCACAGUCUGCGGAAUCACCACGGGGGCGGUGUCCUUCUGCUUGGACGCUCAAGACACCUCGUGGUUAGCCCUCAUACCGGCUUUCGGAAAGUAGCUCGACUACCCGCACUAGUCGAGGCUGCAUCGCGGACGCUUCUCAUCCCGACCGUGGAUGGUUGGCAGGAGCUCUUAGUUACCGUCGCGUACGUCUCCCCCUGCGUCCGUGACCUGACCCGCGUGGAGCGGGAUGCGCUUCUACCUGGGUCCUCUGCUGCGCUUCUCCUUGGUGACCUCAAUGCUGAGCGAAAACCCUGGCUCGAGCGCUGGCAUGAUGAGGGCACGCUGUGGCGCCUCAGUGGGCCUAACCUCCGCACCUAUCCGGCGCGUCAGCCGCAGAGUUGUCCAGAUGUGAUCCUCUACCGCCCGGCACCCACUGGCGCCUGCCUCUUCCCCGACAUGUACAUGACUGAUGGAGCGGAGAUGCCCGCGGAAGCCUUACGAAGUGUCGUCUCGGAUCACCUCCCUCUCUCUGUUGACCUCCAUGCCCACUGUGCCGCGCGUGGGCACGAUGCUGCGCGCAACGACCAGCCGCGGUACGACCUCCGCCUUCUCACCGGGGCGAGGUUGCAGCGGGCCCAGGACUACCUCCGGCAUGCACUCGGCUCGGCCCCUGACGCCCAAACUGCGGACUUAGAGCAGCUGGAUGGUGAAGAGAUGACUGCCCGGCUCGACACCGUCCUCCGGGUCGCUUACUCUGAGUGUCGCAUCUGGAGACCGACUGCCAGAGGCCCAGACGGACUCAGUGGCGACUUUGACCGCCGCUAUGCGUGGCACCCGUCAAUCAACGACUUCAAGCGUGCACGAGACCGAGGAGAGCUCCACCGUGCGCGAACUCUGGCCACCCGGAUACGGCGAGAUGGGUGGCGGCGCUACCUCUCCUCCCGCAACUGGGAUGACCUCACGGGCCUGUGGCGAUACAUAGCGAAAGAAGACGGGCGCUCUGGCUGGAAUCGUGACGAGGGCCUUACCAAGCCGCUGUUCUUGCAUGGUGCAUGGCAUCACAGUCCCGAAGAUAAGGCCAAUGCGCUGGGUAGAGCCUACAGGGACAAGUUCUCAAUGCCCCCACCUGACGGCGCUCAGGGUCAAACUGGUGCUCGGGUCUUUCCAGGGGUGCGACUCGUGCGGAAAGUCACGGAGGACGAGGUCAGACGGGCGGUCUCUGCAGUUGACGCUGCUCGCGCGCCUGGUCCUGAUGGAUGGACGUCAGCAGCAUACCGUGACCCCGCCGUUAUACGAUAUCUUGCGCUCCUCUUUUCAGUCGUCUUGGAUGCUGGUGCGCUGCCGCCCACUUUCACUGACUCCAUCAUCGUAUUCUUGGCAAAGCCCGGCCGUGACCUGACGCAGUUCAAAUCUUGGAGGCCGAUCACCUUGACUAAUUCGCUCACGAAAAUCCUGGAACGGGUUGUACUGUCGCGCAUCGAGGAGACGGGUUUCGAAGAAGACCCACACCAGUACGCCUACGCCCCAGGGCGCAACUGCGAGCAGCUGCUUGUAGAACUUUUUGAUCGCGCAACGACAAACGGCGACAAAGAGCAGGCCAUUAUUGGCACAGACAUCCAGGGUGCCUUCGACUCGGUGGACCACUCCACGCUGCUGAACAGGUUGGGCGCCACGCUUACCCUGGAGCCGGCGAUCACUCGCUUCGUUGCGUUAUGGCUUGAUCGGCGCUUUCGGGUACGCCUUGGCCCUGGUGUCUCCACUUGCUACCGCCUCCAUCGUGGCAUCCCGCAAGGGGGCAUCUUAAGUCCGUUCUUGUGGAACUUAAUGGUGCGCGGCUUCUCCGCUCAGCUCAACCAACUUCCUGGGACCCAUCUUCGCUUCUACAGUGACGACGGUACGCUCCACGUUUUGGGUGCCACUCGAGCUGAGGUCGCUACACGCGCGCGGCAUGCCCUCACUCGGCUCUCUCAGCUCCUGGAAACGCGAAAGCUCAAGCUCGAACGGAGUAAGUGUGAAUGUCUCUGGUUGAACCUUCCUGAGCGCCCUCAUCGGCGACCGCAAGACGACCGUCUCCCUGGAUCGAAUCCCCCUAGACGAGCGGAAGUGGACGCUGACUGGGGUGCCGAUGGGCUCCUUGACCUCGGCGGCGCUACUACGGUCCGAUCUCUGCGAGUGCUUGGCGUUCUCAUCGACCCCGGCUUCGCCUUCACUGACCACCUCGAGUACGUUGUGUCGAAGUGUCAGCGACGCGUGCAGGUGCUGCGCCGGCUGGCAUCCUCCUCCUGGGGCCUCAGCACUGCCCUCUUAGCACACACGGCGUGUGCCUUAUUGCAUCACGUUGCUUGCUUCGGUAUCGUCGCGAUCGGCCCGUAUGUCGACCAACGUGCUGCGCGGAGGUACGACGUCCGGAUCGGUCACGUGGCGGCGCGCUUGGUCCUUGGUGUUUCCCGCACUGUCCGACGCGAGGCCCUGUACACACUCUCUGGCCUCUCCUCUUACCUCAACCUGUACCAGCAACGGGCGGCCACCUUCCUGGAUAGCGUCUUACGUGGUCCUUCUACAAGUUUCCGGUCUUCGCUGCUGACGCGACACGCUUGGCUUCGCCCUACUCACGUGUUGGGGUCUCCCGCUGACACUCACCCGGUCUCCUGGAACGAACCGGUCUCGCACCCCUUGGCCAGCGGCUGCGCGCGUGCCGCUGUUGUCGCCGCCUUAGGUAAUCUCGCGGACAACCACUAUGCCUCCGCCGCGUGUCGUGGAGCCAUCUGGUGUGGCGCCUCUGUUGCCCCUGCUGUCUCUCGUGCGCACGUUUGGACUACAACUCCGGCCACGACUGCCCGACCACUGGCGCACACCAUGGCGCCGGAGCUCUCCGAUAACCAAAUCCGGCGGCUCCCUGCGGCUUGGACAGCUGUCGGCGCUCAGCUUUUGCGUGGUAUUGGCUGGUCACCCAAUCGCAUAACGCCCCUGCGGCCUUUCCGCUCCUCGGUUCACUCCCGUCCGGUUGUCUUCCACCUUGAUGGGAUUCUCCCGCCUCAGCUCGGAGACGUCGCGACGAUUCUGGCUACGGAUGGCGCACACCUCCCGGGAACUCCUUACGGUGCGUACGCUGCUCUCAUACUCGGUCGCGGGGUUCCCUCUUCUGGUCAGGAUUCGGCGCUCCCUUCUGAGCUUGCUUGCGUCGCUGUCAACGGUGCGCUCAGUGCUUGGCACAUGGAAAUUGCUGCUGCUGCGCGUGGCUUUCGGCAGGCUCUCCUCGCUGCUUCUCGUGACUCCGCUGACCCGCUGGCCCUCGGGCCGCGCUCCCUGCUCUGGGUGUUCGACUGCCUGGGAAUCGGGCAACUCCUGGCCAACCGGCACCUUGGGCAUGAGCGGUCUUGCGCGUCUGAGCACGAGCUGCUGGACCUCUUCGCGCGUUGCUGUGCGGUGUACGAUACCGCUGCUGUCCACUGGACUCCGUCGCACAUCGGGAACCCGGUCAACGACGUGGCUGACGUUGCUGCUGGGGCCCUCCUCAAGUACGCUCCUGCUGCUGGGUGCACUCCUCCGCUUCUCUCCUCUGUGAACGUCAAAGGGGCGAUUAAGGUCUUGCUUGCCGCCGAGGAGCACCGGCUGCUUGUCACCUUGGACCACCAGCAUGACAGUGCUAGUGGCGACGUUCUUGCUGCGCUGCAGCUAUCCCGCUCGUCUGCGCGGGCGUUGUUCUUACGGCUCUGCCAGGAUCCCUCUGAUGUCUCUGCGGAACCGGAUGGGGCUGGGGCGCUUGCGCCGUUGGAGGCUCGCUGCCCCCGAGAGGUGCAGACCUUUGCCGCCAAGUUACUGUCUGGGUCGCGCUUCAAACACGCUGGCCCCUUCGGUCUGGAGCCUGUGGCCUGCUACUGUGGUGAACAGGACACGCCUCGCCACUUCUUCGGGAAGUUCUGCGCGGAUGUCACGCAGUUACGUACAACUGAGGCACUCGCGGACCUCGUUCGCUGCGCGCAUGUAGUUGAGCGCGCUGCUUGGGUGGAGCACUACGACGACCUCUUCGGGGAUGGUCUCGCUGUUGUCUAGGUUUCCGGCCUUUCGGUGGUGCGGUGCCUCGCUUUGACUGGUUUGGCUUUUCCUCUUUUUGCGGCUUACCUCUCUGCUAUUUCAUUCUACGGGACUGUGGGUUGCGGUCAGUGAUGCGUUGGCUUUUCGGAAACUAUACGAGCGAGCGGCGGCACUGUGCAGGAGUGUCGCUGCUCCCUUCCCGCGCACUUAGUAAGUGCUGGCCUGCUGCUGUCGUUGAGCUCUCGCUCCACACUACGACGCGGCUCGCCGCGGGGAGGUCCGGUGCUUUGGGGCUGCCUUGGCGCGGCGCACCGGCUUUCGACUAAAUGCCCCCGACGAUGUUUCUCUGCUUUUUUCACCGCUGCACCUGCUUACCCUUUUUCGGUGUUGGUUCGAGGUCUCUGGCUUCUUCUUACUUACCAUGACGGCACCGGCAAACGCACCCGGACCGCGGCGCCUCCUGUUAGGACUCUCCUGUAUUUGCCUAACGCGUCGUUGUGCUUCAGAUUCCGCCCCCCGGGCCGUCUGUAGGUCUGUGGAUAACCGUCUAUCCUUCUCCUAAUAAUAAUAAUAUGAUAAAAAGAUCAUGUUUCAUAAGCCUAAGCAUUACCACCAGAUGCAGUUGAGGUGUAGGUGUACAAAGUAAGUUUCUUCAUUUUAUGUUUCUACCACAUCCUUGAUAGAGUUGAAUAGAAGAUUUGUUCAUCUACUUGCUUCGUGCUGUUGUUCUUGUUUCAUCAGAAACAGAACUACAACAAGGAAUUGGAAUGACAAGUGAAAUUGUAUCAAUGAUCACAGCCCUCCUUUCUCUUUCAUAAAAAACGUACUUGGCAAGGAACUACAACAUUAGAAAAAAUAUCGCGGCUCGAUUUCGCAACGUGCUGCGGCGAACGCGGUCUGCAAAGGAGAGUGCUGCAUCUUCGCGUGUACCAGAACAAGAACAAGGUCAAAGUACUGCAAGUGCUGGACAAGAAAAAUUGCAAGAAACAGGACACUUCUCACCAGAAACUGUCGAACUCCAACAAGAUCAUCUUCAAGAAGCAUUGUUUCAAGAAGAUGAAGAAGGUGCCGAGGAAGUAGAAGAUUGGACGAAAUUCAUUGUCCAGAGCAUCGUUAGUGUGAAGGUGAGACACUUCAAAUUCGACGAAAGUUUGUGGAUGCUCUCUCACUUUCAAGAAGAUUUUAGUGAUUCCACCUCAUCAGUAAGAACAGCUGAAGUUGGGUUCUCGCUAGAUCUGAAUCGACUAAAAGACCUAAAAUUAAGGCUACCGCUAACGCAUCCUCAACACCAUCCUCGGCUUCUUUUUGAAGCGAGAAAAGGCCCGGGGAUCGAUGGGCUCAAGGAUGCGACGUGGUAGCUCUAAAAAAACAUACGAGCAGUCGCGACAUGGAAAAGAACCCAAUUUUCGCUGAACCUACGCACCGGGAAAACCCACAUGUGAAUGGUCAUCUUAAGGCUUGUUCCCCUGUAAUUCUUCAUUCCUGAGAAGAACUUUACAUGAUAUUCUCUAGUACUCACAGGACAUGGACUCUUGACAUAGUACUUUUUAGGAAGAUCAUUCUCAGACGAACACGAUGAACCCAGCAAAUAGAGUAGAUAUCCUUCUGAGAAGAACAUGAAGAACCCAGCAAGUAGAGUAAGUACUCAUAUCAUUCUCAGAAGAACAUGAACCCAGCAAGUAGAGAUGAAGCAUGAAUAUCCUGAGGAGCUCCUCCAUUAGGGUCGUCGUGCGCUCCCUGAGCAGCUCCAGGAGGGUGGUGCGCUCUAAUCAUGUGGCCUUUGAAAUUGCUAGUCCGAUUCUGGACCUCGUAAGGCAGCUGCAGCAGGAGGAUACCAAAGAUUAAGGGUUGGAAGUUGACAUCUCUAUGCGCAUCUCUAUGGCUUCUGCAAGUAGGAAAGCCAUAGAUCUGCGAGCUAGAGACGCCAACUCUCAACCUCUAAAAAGAGGGCACUACGAGCACAACGACAAGAACUGACAUUUCCAAGGUUGACGUCUUUCCAGCUUUGGAUCUGCAUUUCUCGGAACACAUCUCAAAAUUGGAGCUCGGCCUCACGUUCUUCGCAAGCAUUGAGGGACAAACGACGAGAACAGUAAGGCCGAUCUCUAAACAACAACAACAACAACUUCAAUUCUUGUCGGAAGCAGACAGCUUGGAGUGCGAGACAGAGAACUUCAUACGUUUGCUAACUGUGGCGAAACAGACAAAGAUAGCACUGCAGCUCGAAGGGGUAGACGACCAAGAAGCUCCUUCUACUUGGUCAGGAGGCAGUGGAACUGGAGGACCGUCUUCAACUUCAUCUGCGACAUCUCUUACUCCGCUUAGUCCGGAAAUUACUCCGGAAACUUCUCGUCAUUCUGGCGAGGAUACUGUAGUUGUACCUGCAGUUCGUGCACCUCCAGCUCCACCUGUUCUUGCAAAAAUACAAAAAUAUCGAGCAUGGGGGGCUCUUUCACGAUCAUAUAGAGGGUCGUCAGCGACUGCUGCGAAGAUAGAUUCCUCACAUGGAAGAACUACAACUGGUACGCCCGAAACUUCCGAAUCCGGACACGUCAGUGCUCAUGACCUUGGUGUACCUCUUAGGAGAAGUUCUAUGGGUCGUAUGUUGGACCAGGAGGAGUACAAAGCCACCGGCGCUUCUUCAAUGACGAGUCUUGUUCCGAGAAAAACUGAAUCAGAUCAUCCACAUGUUGACCUUCAGCAAACAGCACAAGGACAACAUGAUCAAGGGCGUGGUCGUCAUCUUCAAGAAGUCACUGCUUUAGAAAGACGUGGACCGAACUUUAAGGUGUAUGGUUCUACCAGUUUGGUCAUUGCACAACGCAAAGAGAAGUUAAAAACAAAACAGCAGCAUCUUCCACCCAGAAUACACGGCGUGACAGGUCCAAUACUGAAAGUGUACGGUCUAGAAACAGAAACUGUACCACUAGUGGAAGAAGCUGAAGAAGAAGUCCAGCAGGGGACCAAAGGUGGACGUCAAGAUGCUGAUAUCACUCCAGGAAGAAAGCCUGCUCAAGGAGAGGACGAACCAGGUCAACAGGAGACCGUCACGACUGACACAGAGUCCCCUGAACAGGCUGCUCGUGCAGGUCAUGGAGAAAGUGGCGCUGAUGGUGACAAGAUGAAAACAAUUGUGAAGCUCUAGAUGGCAACGUUUUUUAGAUAUUUAUUUAAUAUUACUCUUGGAUUGUUGCUCCAACAAGAAACAAUAACUUAACAAGAUGUACUCAGAAGCGGAGUAAUUCACUUCUUCUAUUGUUUCUGAUGUACCUACUUGUAAUAGUACCUCCAAUAUUGAAUUAUAAGCAAGUAGUAGUUGUAGGUAGUCCGACUUCGAUUUCAAAAUAUAAUUGUCUUUUUUUUUUCUCGUUCUUGUUCCGUUUCCGACGAAAGCCAACAGAAUUUCUUUCUCAACACCAGCCGGACGUUUAUGAAUAUUUAAUCAGAUAUGAUUCUUUUCAAGAAUAAUAUAUAUGGCAUGAUUCUUUUCAAUGCAUAGUCCAUCAGUCCAUCGCAUGAUAAAAUGAAAUAAGUGACCUCUGUCAGUUAUCAAAAAUAUGGAACAAAGUCGUGACUCACAUAUUUAUGUACUCUUACUCGUCUUAGUCUUACAUUGGAAAAAACAAAUUGGAAUUGUACAAAAACAAAAUUGACAGGGACCGAAAAGUCAGCUAUUAUUGAAUAUUGAAAUUGAUAGAAAGCUAAAAUAAUCUAUGUACUUACUUUGCGCACGACCAAUUACACACGAGCAUAUUGUGACUUACAAUCAAUUGUUGAAAAACAGAACAAGAAAGCACGAGCAUAAACAACUACUAAACACAGAACAAGAACGACAAGACCAAAAAAUGCAUAAAGAUAAGAACAUGAGGUGCAGGAUACAGAGG